AUGGCGAAACCCGUGUACAUAAUUGGGGUUGACGUCGGCACAGGCAGUGCCCGAGCGGCUUUGGUGAACAGCCAGGGUGAAGUGUUGCAAACAUUCGUAAAACCCAUCCGUACGUGGAACACUCAGCCCAAUUUCUACGAGCAAUCAUCGGAGGAUAUUUGGUCGGCAGUAUGCGAGUGUGUCAAGAAUGUUUCCUCCAACUACUCCAAAGAAGAAAUUAAGGGAAUCGGUUUCGAUGCUACCUGCUCGCUGGUGGUGUUGGAUACCAACAUGCAACCCUUGACAGUAUGCCCUUCGUCGUUGGAUAACCAACGUAACAUUAUCCUCUGGAUGGAUCAUCGAGCGGAAGAAGAAGCACGCUUUAUCAAUGACACACACCAUAAAAUGCUUGACUACGUCGGUGGAAGCAUUUCUCUGGAGAUGGAAGUGCCAAAGCUUUUGUGGUUAAAGCGCCACAUGCAUGAUCACGUGUGGACCAAGGUUGGGGCAUUUUUCGAUCUGCCCGAUUACCUGACAUUCCGAGCCACAGGAAUCGAGAGUCGAUCGAUUUGCUCUGCGGUGUGUAAAUGGAAUUACGACGCAGAAAACCGUCGCUGGUCAGCGGAUUUCCUUCAAUCGAUUGGCUUGGCCGACGAACUUAUGAUAGAUAAUUGGCGACUUAUUGGGUCACGUGUGUUAAACCCGGGGACGCCCAUAGAUGGUGGGCUCUCGAUAAAAGCUGCCAGUGAAUUGGGAUUGCAACCAGGAACAGCCGUUGCAUGUUCCAUGAUCGACGCUCAUGCAGGAGCACUCGCACUUCUCGGCUGCCAAAGUCCAAACGGCACGGGAGAUAGUAAUAAGCUGACGGCCAAGAUGGCCAUAAUAUGUGGAACGUCAUCAUGCCAUAUGAGCCUUACCGAGCGUCCUGUCUUGGCUCCCGGAAUUUGGGGCCCUUACAAACAUGCAAUAACUCCGCAUCUUUACCUCAACGAAGCAGGUCAGAGUGCUACUGGAGUGUUGAUCGAUCACGUACUUCAAACUCAUCCGUGUUUCGGUGAGUUGCAGAAGAAAUACACUUCGAAUGGGAAAAUAUACGCUUUUCUUAACACAUUUCUGCAUGAGCUGGCGACGAAACGUGGCGAAAAGUCCGUUCACAAGUUAACGAUUGAUUUGCACGUUUGGCCAGACUUUCAUGGUAAUCGAUCCCCACUGGCCGAUCCCAAUUUAAAGGGUAUGAUUAGCGGCCUAACGAUGACAAAGGACAUCGAAAAUCUUGCACUACUGUAUCUGUCUCUCAUGCAAGCACUGGCUUACGGAACGCGCCACAUACUACAAGUUUUGCAGGCUUCGGGUCGUGAACCGAUUACUUCCAUUUUGCUUUGUGGAGGUUUGAGUAAAAACUCUCUCUUUGUACAAACUCACGCGGAUAUUUGUUCAGUUCCGGUACUGCUUCCCGGCGAACCAGAGGCUGUUCUGCUUGGUUCCGCUAUGAUGGGAGCUUAUGCUGCGGGGCUUUACGACACUCUGGAGUUGGCAGCAUCCUGCAUGGCAGGCAAAGCAAUUGUGGUACAGCCCGACCUCAGCGAGAGUAAUCGCGACUAUCACGACCGAAAGUAUCGCGUUUUCCAACGAAUGUACCUUGAUCAGCGUGGCUACGAACGUUUAAUGAAAGGAUAAAGACUAUUAAGGAUGAUGGAUGAAAAUUAUUAUUUGUGAGCAAUUGUGAAUAACACUUUAUUUUAUACGGCAAAUUUAAACAGAUCUUGGUUUCUGUGCGUCUAGAGAUCGCAUAUAAUAAAGCAGCAUGGUCAUAUGUUUUCAA
This is a messenger RNA of Anopheles nili, 1801 nucleotides long. Its product is annotated as FGGY carbohydrate kinase domain-containing protein. Gene Ontology annotation, biological process: carbohydrate metabolic process. The transcript has 4 exons. The coding region runs from base 1 to 1656 and encodes 551 amino acids. Gene Ontology annotation, molecular function: kinase activity; phosphotransferase activity, alcohol group as acceptor. NCBI's taxonomy places the organism in Eukaryota, Metazoa, Arthropoda, Insecta, Diptera, Culicidae. The record is from RefSeq and is a predicted model, not a curated record.